UGCAAACACAAUGAUACCAAAGAAGGACGUUAGUAGGAUAGCGAGCUAGCUAAUGUCAACUUUAUAAAGUUUAGCUACAUAGCUUGCUAGUUCCCUAAGCUUUUAUCUAAAUAGCUAUAGUUUUUGUUGAUAAACUGUCUAGCCACGGUGUUGUUAAAGAUAAUGUCAAAUUGCUGCUGACAACUUCGUGAUAGUUGACCAACUUAUUUGGCUAUCAGCUUUACUCCAGCUAUCUUUAGCUUCUAGCUAGGUCGCUUGCAUUCUAACUGACAAGCUAGCUAGCAAAGCUACUCGCUAAUUUAGCUGGCCAAAGAUCUCUGCCCUGCACGUUACUCCUCAGCAGCUGCCAGUGCUACCAUGGCCUCUUCGGAGUUCCGGGGUGACGUUUCCCAGGUGCGUGGCGGCCGUGACCCCAUCUUCUCUGAGGCCAUCAACCAGAAGAUGCGUGUCCCCGACCGGCUGAGAGUGGGGCCAGGCAUGGGACAGAGAUGGGAAGAGGAGAGGCAGGAGUGUGCUGACUGUCCCGCUUCUUACAGCAUGCACAUCCCAGACAGGCUGUCUCUCACAGAUGCCCCGGACAUGAGCCCCCAUCCACUGUUCACGUCAUCCAAGCAAGGCGCAGCCCUCCCCCUGGGGCCUGCAUGGGAGGCACAGCAGCACAGUGCCUGGAACAGAGAAAGAGACCCCUACAUGAGGGAACCAGUGCAGAGUCCACUGCGUAGGUCCUACAGUGACCAGGCUUUUGGCAGGAGCAACCCUGGCACCCCCACCUGCAAACAGACACCACACACCCCUAUCUCUUGCGGCGGUGCAGGAUGCCCCCCUCAGCGCUCCUCUACUGCAGCUGCUGCAGACACCCUGCCCAUGCCCCUGGGGCUCCGUGCCACCCUACCCAGCCUCCUGUCCCCACAGACCAUGCUGCAGGCUGCCAAGGAACUGGGCCAGCAGGCCUCACAGUGCCUUCUGCAGACUGUCACUCAGAAAUACAGGUUCAGCUAUCCUGAACACCCAACUACCGCUGUGGUUGAGGAGCCCCCUGUGUAUGUCGAACCAGCCAGGAAAAGUGCCAUGCGGGACUCUUGGAUGAGCCCAGAUGAGGGAAGUGCAGCUGUGGAGUUCAUCGUACUUAGGAGACAGGUGGUGAAGAUGAGUCGUCGUCUGGUGGGUCUGGAGAAGCAGAACGCUGAACGCAGACAGACUGAGCUGGUGCUCUUCUCCCUGCUCCUUUCUGCCUGCCUGCUCAACGGAUGGCUCUGGAUACGCAGAUAACAGACACACGUCACUCAAACAGCCCGCUCAUCUGCUCCAACCAGCUACUUUGCUCAACUCUGCAUUACACAUCCACUCAGCUGGGUAGUUUGUCAGUGCACUUAUUCUUACACACAUGUUGGUGUUAGAUGUUGAGCAAGUAUAAAUCGCAAUGGCCCAUCUCCUUUCUUUCAAUGCCAGGGCCCAGAUUCACUAAACACUUCUUACGAAAAAUACGUUCACAAGAUAUUUUAAGUGCAAUUCCUCUAUCUUCUUACAAAUCUUCAUUUCUUGGCAACUUCUCACAAUGGCAAUCAUGUUAGCAUAUUUCUUACUGCGAUUACUGUUCUAAAACAUGUUAUUGGGUUUAAAAUGAUCAAUACUGAAACUUUCAGGUGAAGUUUGUGUGAAUUAAACUGCUUUCAUGAGCUUUUUCUCGCACUGCCAAGAGUUUAGCUAACUUGGAAUUAAGAACGAAAUUUCUUAAGGAGAAAUAGAGCAAGAAAAUGUCCAAUAACCUUUUGAGGAAUAAUAACUUUCUUCAAGUCUAUAGUUAAGGUCUAGUGAAUCUGGGCCCAGGAGAGGAAGCUAUUUCGGUWACUGUUAAGGUAGGGCCUUAGGAUGAUAAAAUGAAGGUGUUGAGCAUUAGUGGUGUGCAUAGGUCACAUAUGGACUAAGUUGAUUGUCAAGGUGGAUGCUGGCAAAUUUCAACAUUAUCAGGGAUUGAUCCAUGUCAUGUUUGCCUAAAGGAUUGGCCAUCUCUGACUUGAACAGCUAGUGCUUACCACGGUUGGAGGUGGUGAUAGGGAAUGAUAGUGUUACUGCGGAGGCUUCUAUAUUGUUGUCGUUGAGAUGGAUAAUGAGAUUUACGUCAUUGGUCUGUCAAAACACAGCUUGUGUAAACUUAACAUUUCAAUCUAGUUGGUAACCACUGGUGGUGGAAUGCCAUGAGUCAGUUGGUAACUGGUCCAAAGUAUCUAGUAUGGUAUGAUUUACUUGGAACUCUUCAGACUUAGAGAAGCCUAAAUUGUAAUCUGUUUCAGACAGUACAUGGGUAAUAAGGUCCUUCUGUAAGGCCUCUAUUUAAUUGAGACAUGUCUGUGUUUGAAUGCCUGCAACAUGAAGUGCUUUGAAGUUGGCUGCCUCAGUGGCUUUGAUCUUUUCCAGACCAGUUUAUACUAUGAAAUGAUAUGUUUCUCAGAAGUCGAAUGUAAAUUGAACACUAAUUUAAUACAUGGGGUUUCUUUUUCCAUUUUUGAAUUUGUACUGGGUGUACAAUAAAUGAAAUGUUGAGUGAGGUUUGUUUUGUCCGUUGGGUCUUUCACCUUCUUGAACCUUGUCUGGGGCCGUAUUACCUCGAUUCUGUUGCAAACGGAACAGAAGUGUUUUUUUCCAUUGGAAAACCUCCGUUUGGAGUAAACAUGCGUACCCUAACAGCAAUGGUUUGACAUUUGAGUCAUUAUUUCUAACAUCGAUAGUGCCUAUACUUUCUAGCGCCGUUUUUAACUUUAACACAGUAGGGAUAAUAAGGGAGUAGUUUGACACACGAGCAACUGCUCACACCGCUGAAACAUCUGGGUGGUAUUCAUUAUGCAGAUUCUGAUGCAUGGAAUUUGUCAGGUGUGGUUUCAUUGCAUUCAAUGGCAACAAGCUGCUUGUGGAUUUGACAGCUCUAAUGCGUUCCACCAAGACACUAUUUCAAUCUGAUUGAAUCUAGCCCUUAGAUAUCGAAGAAGUCAACUAGUCUAGUUCCACUGCAUGUUUUCAUUGUUCCUCUAAUCAUGGACUGAUUUAGAACUAGGACAACAGGUGGGUACAAUUAUCAGGUARAACAGAAAACUAGCAGGGCGGUGGGAAGCUCUUCAUGGAGGGUGUGACGUAAGCAAAUACAUUGAAAAGUCACCUUGUCCUAGAGACGUUUCCAGGGUUAUCGAAACGUCACACCAGGGUAAGCCUACAGGGAACACAGCCCUUAAGUGUUUCUAACAUCCCCUAUGGGGAAAAAUGAAUGGAACCGUUUGACUGCUAGGUUUUGUAACUCAUACUGUGGUACUCUAUACCMAAAAAAUAAGUGUACAUUAUAAAAGAGCAAAAUGCACAGAACAAAGUCGCAUUGUAUAUUUAUUUAACCAAAAAAAUAAUAAUACUAAACCAAGUAAACUCACUAUCUGAAACAUUUGGAAAGUCGUCAGGAGUGCAUGAAAUAUAUAUAUUUUUGUAAAAACCAGAUGGUUGAUUAGAAAUACAAUUUAAUUAAACAUGAAUGGCGAUUGUACAGUAAUGACAUUGUCAAGCAGCAUCUAUUUUACAGACUUUGAAAGGCACAAAUACUAGAAGACCUUGCAUUUAAAAAAAA
This is a messenger RNA of Salvelinus sp. IW2-2015, 3604 nucleotides long. Its product is annotated as mitochondrial fission factor homolog B. Gene Ontology annotation, cellular component: peroxisome; mitochondrial outer membrane. The record is from RefSeq and is a predicted model, not a curated record. Lineage: Eukaryota; Metazoa; Chordata; Actinopteri; Salmoniformes; Salmonidae. Gene Ontology annotation, biological process: positive regulation of mitochondrial fission.